AUUCCUCGGGGAGAGAGGGCUGAGUUUUGUGCGCCUCCGUCCGCUGCGCGCGCCGCUCCAGGCCCCGCCGCGCCCCGCCUGCGCCCGGGACUGCGCCGCAGCACUCACUGCCCCGUUUAUUUGUCUUUGGAGCAGGCGGGCCGCGCCAGAAGCGGGCGAUCCCGCAGUGUCCUGCAGCCGCGGACGCCGCCUGGCUAGGAUGACACCACGUUGAGCGCGCCCGCAAACAACAACAACAACAAGCGCCGCCGCGGCCACCGCGUCCUGCUCCUUCGAAGCGCCGCCGCCGCCGCCGGUGGAGCCGCCUCCGCGCCCCUGGCCGUCCGGAGCGCCCGGCCGCUGGUGGAUGUCGCGCCUGCCCGGGACGGGCUGAAGCCGGCGGCGGGGCCGGACCGCAGGCGCCGAGCAAGGCGAGGGCGGCCAGGGCAGCCGCCUGCCGCCGAGCCCCGAGCGCCGCUGCUCGAGGAAACGCUUUCGGCCGGGAGCUGCGGCCGCCGCCAGCAGUUUUCAUGUUUGGGAUUCAGGAGAAUAUUCCGCGCGGGGGGACGACCAUGAAGGAGGAGCCGCUGGGCAGCGGCAUGAACCCGGUGCGCUCGUGGAUGCACACGGCGGGCGUGGUGGACGCCAACACGGCCGCCCAGAGCGGCGUGGGGCUGGCGCGGGCGCACUUCGAGAAGCAGCCGCCUUCCAACCUCCGGAAAUCCAAUUUCUUCCACUUCGUGCUGGCGCUCUACGACAGGCAGGGGCAGCCGGUGGAGAUUGAAAGGACCGCUUUUGUGGACUUUGUGGAGAAAGAGAAAGAGCCAAACAACGAGAAAACCAACAAUGGCAUCCACUAUAAACUCCAGUUAUUGUACAGCAACGGAGUCAGAACAGAGCAAGAUCUGUAUGUUCGCCUCAUAGAUUCAAUGACCAAACAGGCCAUCGUCUACGAGGGCCAGGACAAGAACCCGGAGAUGUGCCGUGUGCUGCUGACCCACGAGAUCAUGUGCAGCCGGUGCUGUGACAAGAAAAGUUGUGGCAAUAGAAACGAAACGCCCUCAGACCCUGUAAUCAUUGACAGAUUCUUUCUAAAGUUUUUCCUCAAGUGCAAUCAGAACUGUUUGAAGAAUGCAGGCAACCCUCGAGAUAUGCGGAGAUUCCAGGUUGUUGUAUCGACAACAGUCAACGUGGACGGCCACGUGCUGGCCGUGUCAGACAACAUGUUUGUGCACAACAAUUCCAAACACGGGAGGCGGGCCCGCCGCCUAGACCCGUCAGAAGCCACUCCGUGCAUCAAGGCCAUCAGUCCCAGUGAAGGCUGGACCACGGGGGGUGCCACCGUCAUCAUAAUUGGCGACAACUUCUUUGACGGGCUGCAAGUUGUGUUCGGAACUAUGUUGGUGUGGAGCGAGCUGAUAACUCCCCAUGCCAUCCGAGUCCAGACCCCGCCGAGGCACAUUCCUGGCGUCGUCGAAGUGACCCUCUCCUACAAAUCCAAGCAGUUCUGCAAAGGUGCUCCUGGGCGCUUUGUCUACACCGCUCUUAAUGAACCAACCAUAGAUUACGGCUUUCAGAGGUUGCAGAAAGUGAUCCCAAGACAUCCGGGUGAUCCUGAAAGGUUACCCAAGGAGGUGUUACUGAAGCGGGCGGCAGACCUUGUGGAAGCCUUAUAUGGAAUGCCUCACAACAACCAGGAGAUCAUCUUGAAGCGAGCGGCGGACAUCGCCGAGGCGCUGUACAGCGUUCCCCGCAAUCACAACCAGAUCCCCACCCUGGGCAACACCCCUGCACACACGGGCAUGAUGGGCGUCAACUCCUUCAGCAGCCAGCUAGCCGUCAACGUGUCGGAGACGUCACAAGCCAAUGACCAAGUCGGCUACAGUCGCAAUACAAGCAGCGUGUCCCCGCGAGGCUACGUCCCCAGCAGUACUCCCCAGCAGUCCAAUUACAACACAGUCAGCACUAGCAUGAAUGGAUAUGGAAGUGGCGCCAUGGCCAAUCUAGGGGUCCCUGGCUCGCCUGGAUUUCUUAAUGGCUCCUCCGCUAACUCUCCCUACGGCAUGAAACAGAAGAGCGCCUUCGCGCCCGUGGUCCGGCCCCAAGCCUCUCCUCCUCCUUCCUGCACCAGCGCCAACGGGAACGGACUGCAAGCUAUGUCUGGGCUGGUAGUCCCGCCAAUGUGAGGGACUUCUGUUUACCUUCCGCAGCACCCAGCAUCAAAGGACGGACUUCAGGGGACACGUUUAGUAUAUUAAGACAUGCUGAUGGAAACAGUAUCUUCAAAAAAAUCAGCAGCAAUUGAAAUGCUACAAAAGACUUUGUUUAAAGAUUUUAUUUAAACUAAACUAUUAAGAAUCAACAUGCAAACAGCCUACUUCUUCAUGAACAAUUCCAUUUUAUUAACUGAACUUUUCUCAUAUUUUCACAUUUCUCAGUCCUGAAGAAUAAGGAAAACAAAGCGACGCCUAUUUUGUAUAAAGUUUCUGACUCCGUCUUGGCCAUGUCUAGUAAUUGCUAUGUGUUGGGAGAAACUUUGUGAAUGCACCAUUUUGAUGAUCAUGAAACACUGAUGAAAAAUGCCUCCAAACAUUUUUCUGUACUCAUACUUAGAUUCACAAUGGUUGUGUAUCUCUAUAAUGUGAAAUAUUUUUUUGUGGUGAUAAAAAGGGGGCCAAGGAGGUAUGAGCCAUCAGACUGGAAAAAAGGAUGACUAUAUGAUGAGGAGAAACUGGGGUGGCAGGGAGGGAGGGAGGGUUUAUCAUUGCUUAACUUCAUCUUAAUGAAAUGAAACUUUGUAACUUAUUGUAGUUAGAAAUUGUAACUUUGAUAUUGAAUUCUCUUGCCUUCAACAAGCACACUGACAGAGAAAAAAUGCUACUGUCUGUUGGUUCCAAUAUUCUCCCACUGCUAGAGCUUCCUGUUAAGCAAGUGUGAUCUGCAACAUUUUUUCAACUUUUGCUAGCACUGUAUACUAUUGCAUUCUUAGGCUACUGUGAGGUCUAUGUUUCUUGUACCAGAAAUUGUCCUUUUGACUUCUAGCUCCUUCUUCCCUAAUGUGUUUUGUAUGUGGUUAUAAAAUUGUAGACUUUUGUGAUUUUGCCAAAGUUGUAGCUAAAUAUUUAUACACUUGUCUUGAAUUUUUUUCAGAUCCACUUAAAAUAUUUAGAAAAACAAGUUUUAUUCCUUAUGUGUCUUAUAAGGAAUAAAAUGGUCUUCAUUUGAUACUUACUUUCCCACGAACACUUGCAGUUGCUAAGGGACUUUAUUUUGUAACAUAUCAAUUAUAAAUAUUGUAUUUAUCUUUGAAAUUUUGUACAUUGCUUUUCCUGCCUUUUCCUUUUUCUUCUUUCUCGUCUGUAUUGGUUUUUGAUCAUGGCCUGGUGUUGUGAUACUGGGAAGAGCAUUAGCCAAGAACUUGUCUCUGAUCUGUUUCUUUAAGCUGAACCAGUGUCUUUACAUUUCAUUUGUACUUCAAAAAUAUGCUAUUGUUUAGACUUUCCAUCCUUUUUUUUUAUUUUGAGGAAAAGUCAAAUUCAUUGUUUAUUUUUAUAUUAUUUUUAAGUUAUCUGAACAAAUACUUUUGAAACAAAAGUUUGUUGUAUAGUCAAAACAAAUCGGUGCCACCCGGCCGUGACAAAUCCUAGUAGAUCCUGUGCAUGUGGAGCGGCCGCGAAGAGGCGACACCAUCUGGGGCUGUGUCCUUAUUUUAUUUUAUUUUUUUGUAGAAUGUAAAAAGUCAUUUUAGAUGCCACCCAUGACUUUGCCACAUAGCUGAACUGUGUUUACUGGAAAAAUUCAGAGGCCUAAAGUUUAAAAUAAAAUUUACUUCUGAUGUUUUAAUUAAAAUGUUUGCCACAUUAACUUCUCUGAUGCCUUAAAAGUGGACUCUUCUUUAAAGAACCUUUGUGCUAUUUUAUCACAGGCUUACACUACAAUUGUUAAUAAAUACUUCAUUUGGAGAUGUAUGGUGUACAACACACAAACACACACAAAGAAGCACAAGCCUGCUGCAUGACCCGUCUCUCCUUUCUGGGACUAUUUCUGCUGCGUCCUGCACCCUCCUGGGCCCACCUCCGAUUCACAGAGGUUUCAGGGGGACCCAAAUUACUGCUGGUUUUCAAUUUUUUUUUUAAACAAUACAUUUUUGUGAUCAGUUCCAACAGCACUGUCCGUACUUUUAAAACUGGAAUGACCUCCUUCAGAUAUCGUGCCUCUUAGUGCCAAACCCACAGUGAGACCAAAAGUGUCAGGUGUUUUUUUUUUCUUUCUCCUUUGCACUAAAUGCUUUGCAAACAAAGCACAGCAAACAUUUUGCAAACUGCAGCAGAAAUCGAAUUUAAAACAAAAAGGAGGGACUUUAAAAUACCUUCUUGACAAAAAUCAACAAUGCACAACUUAGAAAGUGUUCAUUCUAGGGACAAAAUUAAAUAAUGUCCCCAGGAGUCAGCAGGUCACAGUCUGGCUUUGUGAUGGUUGACAAGACCUAGCUACAUGGGAAAGCCGGAGAAGUCACUUUGGAACUAAAUUGCCUCCGUUUUAUUUUGUACGAGUAAGGGUUUGAUCUACAAAAGAGCUCACAUGGACGCACUGAGAACGCCUGCCAGCUUCCCCAUGCCCUCACUUGCUUUGUGUUUUAGGUUAAGUAGUCAAUGCCCACAUCACUUCACUCUCUCAAGACUGAGCACUUCACUAAAUAGUAGAUUUUACUGUUAAAGACCCUACAAUAAGAUUGUUUUAUCUGUACAUUUUUUCAGAUAUUUAACUGUAUAAAAAUGUUCAUUUUACACAAUAUUUAAUUAAAGUAUUUCUUGUCUGUGAAUUUCACUUUUGGUAAUUUUCUCUGUUUUGAUUAUUAAAAUGACAACACUAA
Molecule: messenger RNA, 4852 nt
Organism: Nomascus leucogenys (northern white-cheeked gibbon)
Lineage: Eukaryota; Metazoa; Chordata; Mammalia; Primates; Hylobatidae
Gene: EBF3
Product: EBF transcription factor 3
Biological process (GO): regulation of transcription by RNA polymerase II
Molecular function (GO): DNA-binding transcription factor activity, RNA polymerase II-specific; RNA polymerase II cis-regulatory region sequence-specific DNA binding
Source: RefSeq, a predicted model, not a curated record